Drosophila simulans is the source of this 5031-nucleotide messenger RNA. Its product is annotated as G-box-binding factor. The transcript has a single exon. The record is from RefSeq and is a predicted model, not a curated record. Bases 1 to 675 code for a protein of 224 amino acids. NCBI's taxonomy places the organism in Eukaryota, Metazoa, Arthropoda, Insecta, Diptera, Drosophilidae.
AUGCCAACACCAAUACCGCUAACGAAAGCCAAGAAUCCGCCGCCACUGCCCCAUGAGUUGCACAACAACAUCAACAGCCAGUAUGGUAGCAGUGCGGCGCUCAGCAAUCAUCAACCUCAUCAGCAUACGCAUCCACACCCACAUCCUCAGCAGCAGCAGCAGCAACCACAUUCAAACACAAAAACGCCCAACACGAACAGCAACAACACACAAGGAACACCAACAACGGGAACGGGAGCAGCAACAACUGCCAGCAAACAACAACAGCAACCGGGAAACACCACCAACACACCAACGAAGGCGUCGCGUGAGGCGACUCCCACAAGGGAGCAGCAUCAACAACAUGCCACGCCCACACGCGAGCACCAGCAACAAACGCCCACUCGGCAGCAGCAACUGCAACGCGAACAGCAGCAGCAACACCAUCGCGAUAGGCAGCAACAUUUUCGCGAGCAACGCGAACAACGCGAGCGGGAGUACCAACACGAACACGAACAACACCAACACCAACACCACCAUCACCAUCGUGAACACCACGAGCAACACCAACAUGGACACCAACACCACCCCCACCACCAACAUCAUCAUCAAUAUUCAUCCGGAUCACAGCAGCAACACCAACGCUACAGCAGCAGCAACAACUACAAAUCUCAUAAUAAUUCCGUUUACCAGUAAGGAGAAACCGAAUGUAAUUCUAGCAAUUGGAGCAACAAUAACAAUCUUUUGGAUACAUUCUUUCAAAACUGCUACAGCAAUUCGAUCAGUAAACAGUUUAAUUGUGCUACCUUUGUUAAAACAACCGAAUACCUUCGCCCCUCAUGCACGCCUCUUUCUACACUGAACACAACGCGCUUGACAGAAUAUACGAAAUUUACCCCGAAAUUCCCUGGCUACAUCCAAUUACUAUUGAGUUGUAUGGCUCACCAUAUACCGCUUGACUAGGCUCUUCUAGAAAUGUGUUAAUUUGUUGUAGCUGAAGAGAUGCUCUAACCAAAAAAACGUAUACUUAUUAUGAUUUGAAAACGUUAAGUCUUUAAGACUAAGACCAGUAAAAAACCUUUUUUAGUUAAUAAAAACAGUUUCUGGAAUAUCAAAUGCAAAAUUUUAACACUGCCAAGGUUAAAGAAAAAUGUUAAAAAAAAAAAACAAUACAAAAUAUGAGCAUCUCUGUCCAACUUGGCUUUCCGUUAUAUAUCCAUAGUGUAGUAUAUGGCUCCCCAAAACUGUCUUUAUAUCUAUUGAAACCAAGAACCACUCCGAUCCUCAAAUAGAAUAACCAGAGAGAAGACCUAUCCAGACCUUAGGUACCCUGAUCCUAAGACCUUCUAUUGAACCACUAACCACGCGCUAGUCGAAAAAUGUGUAAAUCUGUGUAAACUCUAAAAACAUAUUAUUGUAUGAUUAUUAUUAUUAUACUAUUGAUUAUCAAUCGAGCAACGUAGCUUAGACCGUUAGUCAUUACUUGUUUGAACUAGUGACAAGACAAGUUUAGGUUCACAAGAUUACUGUAAGAGCAAUGUUAUUUGAUGAUAAACCCACAAAAGCCCCCAAGAAAAGCAACCACAACCGAAUAAGGCAUACACUAAGAAAAUCAAGAGCUUAAAAUGUUAAAAAAUGAACAAGUAAAAUAUCUUAAAAUCCCCUAAACAGUAAGCAAAGAAAAAGUCGAUGCAGAGAAAAAAAUGAUGAAACAAGAUUUAAGGCACAGACACUGUAAAAUGUAAAAAUAACCAGCAAACUAGUAACGAAUUGUCGCUUUUGUUAGAUUCAAACACACACUAACACACACGAAUACACGCAUGCACGGCACACACACACAUACACACGCAUGCAUAUCGCCAAAUUGAUUGUAUUUACAGCAGCUAAUUGAACAAACGCAAAAAACAAACAACAAACAAAAAUCAAGCCCACCUAAGCAAAAGAUAAUUUGUAAAAAUUAAAAAUAAUCUUAAAAUUAAAUCACAAAAAUGUAAAAAGCUAUGAAUAUAUAUAAAAUGAAGCAAGCAGUAGCUAUGGCCACAAAAACACUCACACGACAACACUUACACCAGCACCCACUCAGAAAUACUUAGCCUAAAAAGCGCAUCAAUUCUAAAUUUUAACCAAGAUAUCAAAUUAUAUACCCGCAGUGUUGUUAGGUUAAUCGGCAUUUUCGUCGACUGAAAUUCUAUCAUAUUUCUACAAAUUUAAUUAUCGACAACUUUUACUGUUCUGCGAUUAAAUCGAUUAAUUCGAUCAAUCUGACAACACCGCAAGGCAUAUCCCUGUUAUUAGUACAACUUAAACUGCACACUGCACAAUUUUUGAAUGUUUGUUAAAUGUUUUAAGGAGCAAAAGGCCGACACCAGGAAAAUCCGCUGCAAAAUUGUAUUCUCCUCACCAACUAACCAAGAAAGGACCCUCGCACCCCAAAACAAACCGAUCCCAAAACGCAACUCCAACCCAGAAAAAUGGUAAACGAAUUAUGAAACUGCUAGGGCAGAAGGACAUCUACGUCCGCUCUGCCACUAAAAAAAAAAUGCAAAAAUAACAUUAACGCUGUAGAGACAAGAAGAAAUUAACGCUUAAAAUUUGAGGUUGAUUGGCAUUAAGUAAAAGUUAAACGAUGUUGAAGCAGGAAGAGCCGAGCCGACAGGGCGCGAUCACGAGCAAGUAAAUUAAAUUAUAUAACAACUUUAAACGGGCACGACGAACAACCAGCAAGUGCUUACUAUAACUUCAUACGUAUUGUGUAAAAUAUUAGCAAAGAAAAAAUCCUUUUUAUAGAUCAAAAACAAAACAAAAACCAACGUAUUUUUCGCUCUCUAUCCUUCACUUUCGAUUAAACGAUCUACCUAUAUCUAUCAUUCACUCACUCAAUCAGUCAAUCAGUCGUUCAGUCAAUCGUUUCGGCAAAUUUGUUGAUUUCGUUUGUUGUGUGUGAUAGUGUUUGGAAUAUGAAAUGAAACCUUUGCAUGUCACAAGAGCAAUUUGUUCGCCCUAAGUCCCCAAGAAAGUUAACUUUGUGUCUAAAUGAUAUGUAUAGGGCAUGGAUCCUAUGCCGGGCUUGUUUUAAUCAUCUCAAAUCUCCAGAAGGAAAACUAAUUCUCUGCUUAACUCUCUCUUAUUAACUCUCUUUAUGUAUGUGUCUGUGUGGAAAUUGAAAACAUAUACAAAAUUAUUACAAUUGAAAUUGAAUCGUUAUAUGAGAUAUUGUACUUGUAUUUUUGUUGACUAUUAUGUAAUUAAACGCUUUACUGAAUAUCAGUUAUGUACAUUUUUUAGCUAAAACUAAAAAUUAAAAACCAAAUUCAAGCAAAGAAGCUUAUGCUGUUACUUAUUGUUAGUGAAUUUACCACAAAACAAAAAAAAAAAAAACAAAUGAAAAGAAAAUCGAAAAAAAACAAACUCAAGUUAAAUUUUCAAAAAUUUAUAGAAACAAAAAGAAAUCAUUUUGCAACGUUCAUGCGUGAAGAAAAAUAUCAAGGGGAUUGCCUUGUGGACGCACUUACGCCUUUGUAUAUUGCGAUACAUUUUGAUGAGAAGGCUUAUCUUAAACUUUGAGAACUACGAGAUAAAUAUCUAUUUAAUAUAACGUAUACAUGCAUACAAGCAACAUAUAAACAUAUACCGUAUAUAAAACGUAUGCUAAACUAUAUCUAAAUUGUAAACGACAAUGAGAAGCAAUUUUAAGCAAAAUGAAGAAAACCAUUUCAAUUUCAACUUCAAUACCCCCCACAUGCAAAAACACACACGGAUGAAGUAAACCAUUUAUGUGAAUUAAUAUGUAUAGAACUAUAUAUAACUAUGAUUACAAACAGCAACAAGGCUAUCUAUAUGCUAUGCUAAUGAAAGGGUAAACGGCAUUUAAACUCAUUCAACCAAAACAAACAGAAACCGCAUCACACGGAAAGAAAUGAAAGCUUAUAAAUACCAUAUAGAACCGUAUAUGUACCAUACCAUAUAGAUCCACAACCAUGUACCACGUAACUAUCGUAUCGUAAAUAGCAAUAGCAGUUAGUUAUAGUCAAUAUGGAUAGCUAAACUACCGAAUAGCAAAGCCUCAGCCGAAGCAAACUUGUUGUACGAUUAAGAUUGAGCUAGACUUUUAACCAGAGAUAAUCCAACUUGUAGAUAUAUCGAUAUAUCACAUAUAAAAUGUAUGAUUGUGUAUAUUACCGGAUAACAAAAGAACUCUUAUGAUUUCCAGGUCUCGCCUUUGAGUUGAUCCUUAUUAUGAGAACCCCAACUAAUAUAUAUCAAGUCCCCAAAAACCUUUAAUGAAUUCAGACCAGACCACAAAAACAACCAACAACCAACUACAACAAAAACAAACUGUGCCACCUAGUACAUAACAAGAAAUGGUUAUAUAUCUGUAUCUGCUAUAUAGACACUAUAAACACAUACAAUUCAACACGAACUUGUACUAUACCUAGAUAUACUACAUAUAUAGAGAGAGAAGGAAACAUUCAAUGCUCACUUUUAUAUUUUUUAUCAUACAUCCUUGAAUCGAGAAAGCUAUUGAAAAGGACGCAGGACGAAGCACCGUAAGAACCACUGAACCACAAAACAAUGCAAAACAAAAGAAAUCGAACAUAGGAAAAUUCUCAUGCCCAAAGAACAUAUAUUUAUAUAUAGUGUACAAGUUCUAUAUGCAUAGAUAUUUGUUCCAUUGCUUUUUAGAGCCAAUUUGCUUUGCUUGCGAGACAAAAUCCCCUGGAAAACCCCAAAAAUCGUACCUCCAUUCUAUUCUGUUCUCUGAUCCCCAAUUCAAGAUGACAAUUAGGAAAGAAAACACCAGGCAUAAACGCAAAAGAUCGAGCUAAACUAGUGCUUAGUGUUUAAUGAUAAACAAUUCCAAUAAAAGUAUUUCAGUUGUGUAUAUUGUAAAGAACAAUUAUAAAUGAACAAAUAUAAAGUUAAACAUUUAAAGAAUAAUUCAAAAAUUUAUUGAAACAUUAAUAAAAUAAUUGUAUUUAUCAAAAUUAAUACAAACCAAUUUAAGGCAUUAGCAUAGCAAAAGAUAACGGUAUACAUAAAUUGAAAUGAAAA